AUGGGGGCGUCUGCUGUCCUCCGAGCCGUUGCACAGCGCCUCACCCCCGGAUCUUUGGAGGCCCACGGUGAAAUGCAGUUUGAUCUGGUCAUCCACAUCGACUGUUCCAAAUGGGAGAGCAGGAGAGCGCUGCAGAGGGCUAUCGCAGAACAGCUGGACCUCCCUGCCCGGGUGAUGGAGUUGUUGGACUGGCAAGAUGAGGAGUCCCAUGAGGCCCAAUGCAAUAUAACACAAUCUCCACCAAUUAUAUUCUCCUUCAAGGAGGACGAUCUCCAUGGGGUGAAACAGGACUCCCGCGUGGAGAUACCACGGGUCCUUGAGGCGAUGUAUGAUCAUAUACAUAAGGUGAAUCAUAGGUUCUUGAUUAUUUUCCAAAAUGGGAGCAGCGAAGAGAUCAAUCUUUCUAUCUUUGGAUUCCCCCUCUCUGGCUACUCAAGAAACAAGGUGCUCUGGACAUUUCAAGGAAGAUUCCGGCUCUUCCCUAGGUUGAAGGUGGACGGUGCCAUGACCAUCACAAAGGCGACUGAUGUUUUUCUCUCAGCCUCACAGCAUGAGAAAGAUAAACAGGAGCUCCGGUCCUACCUUGUGCACCAAGAGGCCGUAGAAUCUGCACCUAGGAAUCAGCCUUCACAAGUUGCUGAGUAUUUCUUGUACAUGUGGAAUCUAUGCUGCAUGAGCUAUCACUUCAGGGUGGACUAUGAUUUCAACACCCACUGCUGCAACUUCUGGAUAUGUGAUGGCAUCCUACAACACCAGGUACGACAGCAAAGAUUCAUGCAGAGGGAUACAACGUUGAAAAAUCCAUGCAGAGGGAUACAACGUUGCAACUUCUAG
Miscanthus lutarioriparius is the source of this 834-nucleotide messenger RNA. The record is from the annotation of a GenBank genome assembly. NCBI's taxonomy places the organism in Eukaryota, Viridiplantae, Streptophyta, Magnoliopsida, Poales, Poaceae.